Molecule: messenger RNA, 1062 nt
Organism: Emiliania huxleyi CCMP1516
Lineage: Eukaryota; Haptophyta; Isochrysidales; Noelaerhabdaceae
Exons: 4
Coding region: 1-1062 (353 amino acids)
Source: RefSeq, a predicted model, not a curated record
AUGGAGGAGCGAUCACGCACCUGCCUCGUGAGCUGCGGCGACGUCACGCUCAAGCUCACGCUCACUAGCAAGAUGCUCAAGCGGCCCUUUGUGGACGCGGUGCUUGCGCCCUUCCUCAAGGCCUACUCGAAGAAGGCGGGCCUGUACGCGGGGCGGCUGCCGACACCGGCGGACGUGGCGAGCGUUGAGGUGGAUGGCGUCCCGCUCGGCGACCACGGCCUCGGCAGCGGCAUCGUGCUUCUGGCGCGAGAGGCGGUCGACGUGGACGUCGAGCUCAAGCCGCCUCCCGCGGCGGCCGCCCCUCCGCAGGGCCUCUCGCAGACGCUGCCCGACGGCCCAUUCGGCGGCCCAUUCGGCGGCCCGUUUGACGGUGGUCGCGCCGAGGCGUCGGCGCGGGAGCCGCCGCGGCCUCCGGAGGGAGGCUACCCGCUGCCGCCCGGGAGCGCUGUGCUGGUGCAAGGACUCGCCUCCGAGGCGGGCCGCGCGCUCAACGGGACGCGGGGCGAGGUGGUAUCGUGGUUGGAGGAGAAGCAGCGGUACCAGCUGCGCGGGGAGGGCGGCCAGCUGGUCAACCUCAAGCGGGCCAACCUCUCUCUGAUCGGCAGCGGCGAUGCUGGCCCGCCCGCUGCCGCGCCCGAUUGCAGCCCAAGCAGCGCCGAGGCGGGCGACGCUGUGCCGGUCGGGGAGCGGCUGCUCGCACUGGAGCGGAGGACCGACUCUGCAGGCGUGGCGCUCGGAGGUCUGUCCUCCUCCCUCGCCCGGGUCGACUUGGACGACGUCGAGGCGGCGGCCGGGUGUGCCGUGCGGCGUGCACCCGCAGAGCCGUCAGCGGCGGACGCGGUGGAGUGCGUCCACCGCAAGGCCUCCUCCGCGCUCGCCUCGCUGGCCGCGCUGCAGGUGGAGGUGGAUGGACUCGACGGGCUGGAAGGGCUCGACGAGGCGAAGAGGGGCGAAGCGCGCGCGCGGCGAAAGGCGGUGUGCGGCAGGCUGGCGGCGCUGGCGGAGGAGGGCGCCGCGCUGCGGACGGCGCUUGGCGAAGCGCAGAGGCGCGUCGAGGACUGA